CUGUCGGCACGCGGCUCUCUCUCACAAGUCGUCACGGGAGGGAGCGGGUAGGUGGCGAGUGUUAUUCCUCCCAUACUACACCCACAUGUGUGUCUAGUGCGUCAUUCUGUGAAUAUUCUACCUGUGGAGUUCAGUCGGACCGUUGUUACCUUCACACCUGAAUAUUCAGUUGAACUGUCGUGUGUCGUCAAUCGUCGUUGUUGUCGGAGGAGGAUCAGAUGAAAGUUUGCAGUACUGAAAGUUUGGAGUAAACACAACUCGUCCCAUCCCUGCGAUGACACGCAUUCGCCAGACGGAACCACCGACGCCCACCCCAGGGUGCACGGGUGGAGAAGUGAGCAUGAGUAACUUGUGAGCAGUGACGGAGGGACACAGGCCAUGGAUGACAACUACCUGUACUAGCGGCCUACCUACCUAACCUUUCAUCCACCAUGGAUAUACUCCAGCUCCUGUCCGCCCUGUUGGUGGUGGUCAUCAGCAGGCGACCAGUUGUGGGUCAGCACACCUGUGAUCAGUGCGACUGUCAACUCAAUUCCGAAGAAGAGCAUGCAGUCUUCAAUGUGAAAACCCACUGCAACGUAGGCUCCAUCUACUGGAACACUGCCUAUGGGGCUAUCCGCCUGGAGGUGCAGCCAGUGCUGAGGAACAGCUACAAGAUGUGCUUCGUGCUGGACAGCCAGAACAUUGUGACCAAAGUUUCACAGGAGUUGCCGCACUUGGUCACCGAGGGCGAUGGUGGCAGCAGCAGCAGCUGGUCGCAGGACAGGUUGACUCUCCAGCCCCUGGUGACCGUGCAGGGCAAGAGCCGCGAGCACUGUGUGUGGGGCAGGACUAAACAGCCGCUGAUGUUGUACUUUGAGGUGGAGAGAACUAAUAAUUUCACUGGGAUUCCGGUUGUGUCGCUGCUGUACGAUGUGCAGGAGGUCGCUGAUGAUGUUCUUCUCGAUCCUUUGGAGGAGUGCAGACCGUGCUCCCAAGAUGAAAUGCUUGAGGCCUACUGUAGCAGUGACUUUGUGGUCAUGGGCAGCAUGCAUCAGGUGCGACACGAGGACGAGGUGACGCACAUCGACGUGGCGGUGGCGCAGCUCAUCUACCAGACCAGUGACGUCUUCCGCCGCGUGCACCGGAGUGACGACUUCCUGCUGGGCACACUGCGCGCGCCUCGCAAGUGCGGCAUACGACAGGGCAAAGGUGACUUCCUGUUCACUGGCCGGAUGCGACUGGGCAUGCCCACCCUGCGCUGCGCUCCCUUCUUGGAGCGUUGGCAGAAGAUCGCGGCGCUGGCCGAGUGUCACUACAACUGAGGACAGAGGGCCGACAGGUACUGCUGUUGUGCACAACAAGACUCGGACCGUCGUGAGUGUGUUUGCUGGCUGAGCUUGUGGACCACUUGCCCAGGUGGUGUCGAUCUGUGGACGACUUGCCCAGGUCGUGUCGGUCUGUGGACGACUUGCCCAGGUCGUGUCGGUCUAACCGAAAAACAUUUAAGCUUCUGGACAGUGAAGUUGCUCGCGGCAAUGUUCACUCAUUCAAAAUGAUUGGUCGCCUAGGCGCGCUGGCUGAUCAUGUGACCGUGGUGAUACAUUCAGAGAGAUGGCGCUACUGUGAUAUCAAGAAAGGAGUGACAUGUCACACAGCAUUACAAGACUGACAUCUGAAACAUAUUCUAGAACCUUUGGGAUCACUGAGAAGGGAAUCAAACCUUUAGGUGUGCGAACUAUGAGUGGAGAGGACGUUGUGGCGAGUGACCUUUGUCCUCACUGACUCACCUUCUUCCUUUUGUGUAAACACUUGUCCGUUACCGUUUUUGUGUGUCACGUGAACAAACUAUUUCUUUGUGUUUGGCCGGCGACACCGGGCAUUUGUGGCUUUGAGACUAAGAAUGUUCAAGUUCUUCAGUGAUUGCAACAAUGAAAUAACAGUCAAAUAUUGCCGUUAAGACAGUUGACAGGAAUUACAGACAUUAUAUCCAAAAGGCAGCUUCCAAACAGGAUCUAACUGGUGUUAAUGCGCCAACGUGAGUUCAAAGGUUGAGCGCACAAAAUGACAGUUAAAAUGAAGACUUGUUUUAUGUACGAUAUUAAUGUAACACAUAUUAAAUCUUUAUAUCAUCUUACUUCAAUAUGUAUGUCUAUAUCGAUUAUAUCAAAGGUUUGAAACCUGAAGUCCAUUGACCCCCAGAACAUAAGGUUGUCGGUUCGAGUUCUCCUCGGGGAAAAGAGCUUAAAAAAAACAUUUCGUCGCCUGUCCAGCAGAAACUAAGGCAUAAUGGGUGGUAACAAUAGGGAAUCGUGUCCACAACCAUACGAUGUGUUCUAGAAACUGUGAAACGCUUACAGUUACUGCCCUCUUGACCUUUAGGAAUGGAACACUGUAUGUAGCUUUUGUGAAGAAGUUUAUAAAAUUAUAAGAUAGCUCUUCUGGAUAUUGCCUUUCAAAGACAGACAAGAGUAAUGAAUACAUUCAACUACAUAGAGCGACAGACAAGUCAGUGAGCUUGAAUUAUCUCAUCUCCAUAGUAAUCGUUGUGAUCAACAUGUAGCAAUCUGUCACUUUUGUGUCAUUAUUGGAAAUCCUUAGUUUUUAAACAGGACAUGGAGUCGGUGUAAAGAAGGUUCAGAACCUCUGGUGCACGAGGUCAGUCACCAGCGUAGUUUAAGGAACUCACGUGCUGUGUUGGUUUUACUUUUCAAUAUGGCGAAUGAUUGUUGUGACUAACAAUGUGUCAGCAACAAUUCAACUGCCAUUCUGUUUUAUUCUACCACUAAGGGACGGCUGAGCCGCCAGUAGAUGCCCUACGAGAACCUGCCAUUUUUAUCCUUGUGUUUAACACAGGGUUUGAACAGGGUUGGACUUUUAUUCUCCUCCUCUUUAAAGAAAGAAUUGUUGAAACAAGUUUCACAUUUUGUGUGACAUGAACUGCACUCGCGCAUUUUGCACCAAGACACUGUGACAUUUCACUAAGAGCAAUAUGGACACGAUGACACCCUUCACCACUGCUGGUCACGUGUUUGACCCUCUGUGUGUGUGUGUCAGUCUUUCUGUGAUAAACAUGGCGCCGCAGCCUGUCCUCACCUGAUGGCGGGCCAGGUGUAGACGACUGUAGAUAUCUGUAGGUGUUUGUAGGAUGAAGAUGAGGGCAGCCAGACGUCAGUGUGGUAGACCGGAACGGGUGUAGUGACGUCACGCAGUUUGUCUUAAAGUGUGACGUCACUACUUCACCGAGAUGGGCUCUGAUGACACGGUAAGAUGGCGGCGGGCAUUAAAUGUUGCUGUUAGUGUCGAGUGCAAGAUGGGUGUGGCUAUGACGUCAGAUGUGGAUGGAGAACGGAUAACGCGUGAAAAAGAAGAAAAGGUAGAAUUGAAGAUUUUGCUCAGUGUGUCUGUCUCUCCCUCACUUUGUAUUUGUGUGUGUGUGUGUGUGAGAUUACAUUUGUAAAUCGUGAAGAGAACAUGGUGCAUAGGCAAGUGUGGAGUGGGAUGCAUGCAAGAUAAAAUCAAUGUGAGUGCAACAAGUGCUGAAGAAAAGUUUCGCUUUCUCUCGGCGGUCACAAAGAUGGCAUGUACAGAUGUCAGGUGUGAUGGUUUAUCUAUGACAUGUACAACACGGUUCUGAUGUGAUGGUGAGAUGUUGGCUAGUUUACACGAUGACACAUCACUACUGAUUUUCUCAUUUUAUUUUCUUCUUCCUUUUUUCCCCUCUUUCACUUCAUUGUUACUGUCCUCAUCACCAUUAAUGACAGUCACUGAUCAACAACAUUUACUUACUUCUAUUUUGAAAUAUUUUUACAUUCCUGUGUCCAUGAUUUGUUGAUGAAUUGUUUUCUCUCACACAUGCACAAGGAGUGCCGGAGACUGCCAGUCUACAGACCAUGUACUUCUGUACUUAUCCGCAUCCCACCUGUCAUCGUCAGAUCCCUCCUACUGUCCCCAUCAUCUUUCCUCCGCCUGUCUCCCAGUGUUUUUGUUUUCCUAUUCAUUCUCUCCAUCUUUUUGUCUCAGUGCAUCGCCUUAGUGUGUGUGUUCGUCUCUGAAGACUAGGAGUGGUGUCAACAAAAUUCUUUUGACACUGUAUAGCAUGAACUUUAUUUUUAUAUCAUGAAAUGUUGAAAAAAAUGUACUACAGAAAUAAUCAUGUUUUAAUGAAAAACCUGA
Messenger RNA from Pomacea canaliculata, 4155 nucleotides. Its product is annotated as meteorin-like protein. The transcript has 4 exons. Gene Ontology annotation, molecular function: hormone activity. Lineage: Eukaryota; Metazoa; Mollusca; Gastropoda; Architaenioglossa; Ampullariidae. Bases 432 to 1304 code for a protein of 290 amino acids. The record is from RefSeq and is a predicted model, not a curated record.